CCCAUAUACAUUCUUUUUAGGCCUUUUGACGAUUAUCGAUCUUCCAUGUGUUUGGGCAUUUUUAUUUUUGUAUAUGAAAAAAAAUAAGCAUAUUCUUUAAAAGAAUUAAAAAUUGUAUUCCAAAAAGGUCACAUCGCUAACCGGCGCUAUUCUAUAUUCUUUACGAGAACUAUUAGAAACCGACUUAUUUUAGAUUUUUUUAUGAGAACGAAAAUAAAAUAUGCGUUAAAAUAACGUUUCAAAUGACAACAACAACAAUAAUAAUACCGUAAAUUUUAUGGCAUUACUCUCACUAUCUCAUCCAUAUCAUUCCAAAUUGCUGGCGAUUCCAUUCUUAUAAAUUCCUUUUAUUUUUGGCGAUAUCAACGAAUAUAUUCUUUAUUUAAUCUCAUUCCUCCCACACCCCCUCUCCCCUCUCUUCCUUCAGGAAAGAAAAGAUUAAGCAAAAUUCGAUCGCUUGGCUAUGCAAAGAAACAGUAAAAAAAAAGAAGAGGAUGACAGGUUUUAUUACCUCGAAAUAGGCGACACAAAUUUCACCAUUUUAAAACGUUAUCAAAAUCUAAAACCUAUCGGAUCCGGUGCUCAGGGGAUGGUCUGCGCUUCCUACGAUUCGGUUUUAGAGCGAAACGUUGCCAUCAAAAAGUUGAGCCGACCUUUUCAAAACGUUACUCACGCCAAACGGGCGUAUCGCGAAUUCGUGCUACUUAAACUCGUCAACCACAAAAACAUAAUUAGCCUAUUAAACGCGUUCACACCUCAAAGUUCUUUUGAAGAUUUCCAGGACGUGUAUUUGGUGACCGAAUUGAUGGAUGCAAACUUGUGCCAAGUCAUUCAGAUGGAUUUAGAUCACGAAAGGAUAUCUUAUUUACUUUACCAAAUGCUAUGCGGCAUCAAACAUUUGCAUUCUGCCGGCAUAAUUCAUAGAGACCUCAAACCCAGUAAUAUAGUGGUAAAAUCAGAUUGCACCCUCAAAAUAUUGGAUUUUGGGUUGGCCCGAACUGCUGGUUCGAGCUUUUUGAUGACUCCCUACGUGGUCACCAGGUAUUAUAGGGCGCCCGAGGUUAUAUUGGGUAUGGGUUACAAAGAAAACGUCGAUAUAUGGUCUAUAGGAUGUAUAAUGGGCGAAAUAAUAAGAGGUAGCGUUCUUUUUCCUGGAACUGAUCACAUAGACCAAUGGAGCAAAAUCAUAGAGCUUCUUGGCACUCCGCCUUCCGAUUUUACCAAAAAAUUGCAACCCACCGUGAGAAAUUACGUGGAAACGCGGCCUAAAUGUUCGGGUUUCCCAUUCGAUAAAUUAUUUCCCGACGUCCUAUUUCCCCGGGACAGCGCGGAGCACGGAAACCUAACUUCCGCCUACGCCAGAGACUUGCUAAUAAAAAUGCUAGUCAUAAACCCUAGUCAAAGGAUCACGACCGAUCAAGCCCUAAAACAUCCCUAUGUCAACGUUUGGUACGACGAUUUGGAAGUCAACGCUCCUUCCCCUGGCAUCUACGAUUAUACAGUAGACGAGAAUGAACACACGGUGGAACAAUGGAAAGAUUUGAUCUACAAGGAAGUCCUGGAGUAUCAACUCAAUUUCGAUUCUAGGUACGUCAAAAAAUCGGUGGUCAUAUCAACGACAACGGAAAUACCCGAAAAUUCGGCCCACGACGGCAAUGGUCCUUUUAAAGACGACGAUAGUUUUUCAAACGAUGCCCGUGAAAGCGAAAACAAUUAUACUGACCCCAUUUUUACGAACGAAAAAGAUAGGAUGGAUGGACCUAGAGAUAUGGAUGAUUCCGGUUACCCGCCAUCCAGUUGUUACUAUUAUGCCAACAACUCCAAUUAUUACCCUAACUCGAACGAGACCAACGAUACGAAUCAAAUAUCUUCCUCUUCCAAAAAUCAUGAUUCAACCAAUGGCCUCGCAAACAAUUACACAAAAAACAAUGCUAAUUGCCAUAAUGCUAAAUAUAUUUCGACCAAUGGAGAUAGCAAGAACUCGUUGAAAAACAACUCGAAAAAGGUUCACACAACCACCUGUGAUAAACAACAACAAACCCAUCAUGCUAACUCUCAUAAAAAUCGCUCCGGAAAUUUCUGCAAUAAAACGUCUUCUAAUACCGCUAAUCAAUACAAUAUGACCAGUUCUUCCUCAACUGAUAGUAAUUUUGUGAAUGGCGAUAUCGAUAUGCUGAAUGAUAACUUUUGCUGCUACCCCUCUGAUUCAUCUUCCUGUGCAUGCAAUAUUAUUAAACAUUAGAUUAUAUUUUAUAAAUACUUAUAAUACUCCUUCAUCUAUAAUUUUUUUUUCAUUAUAAAUAUGUCAUGCUAAUUUUGGUAUAAUUGUUUUUUUAAGCAUAUUUACGAUUUUAAUAAAGCGGCGUUUUCUAUUCAUUUAUAUAUAAAUAAAUUAAAAAUUUUUCUCCUAAAUAAAUUUUAUUAGCUCAAAUUUAUAUAUAAUAAAUUAUUUUUUUUAUAAUUUUUUUUACGUCAUUUGACUUAGCCCCCCACA
Messenger RNA from Gordionus sp. m RMFG-2023, 2494 nucleotides. Its product is annotated as stress-activated protein kinase JNK-like. Gene Ontology annotation, cellular component: cytoplasm; nucleus. The coding region runs from base 464 to 2242 and encodes 592 amino acids. Lineage: Eukaryota; Metazoa; Nematomorpha; Gordioida; Chordodea; Parachordodidae. Gene Ontology annotation, biological process: protein phosphorylation; JNK cascade. The transcript has 15 exons. Gene Ontology annotation, molecular function: JUN kinase activity; ATP binding. The record is from RefSeq and is a predicted model, not a curated record.